AUGUUUCGAGCCUCAUCAAGUGCGCUGGUGGAUUCGCGCGACAUCGUCGAGCUGGAGCUCAAGCAAGGGGGGUUUGAGAUCCUCAUCCGCAAGAAGGAGGCGCUCCCCGCGCCCGCCGCCCCCGCCGCGCCUGCCGCGCCCGCGUACCCCGCCUACCCCCCUCCCCACAUGAUGGCGCCGUUCCAAUACGCGGACGCCCCGGCUCCCGCCCCCGCCGCCGCCCCCGCGCCUGCUGCCAAGCCCGCUGCUGCUCCCGCCGCGCCUGCGCCGCCUCCGCCCGCCGCGCUUCCGCCCAUGGUUUCCCCCAUGGCUGGCACGUACUACUCCUCCCCCGCCCCCGGCGAACCCCCCUUCCUCAAGGUUGGGGACAAGGUGACCAAGGGGCAAGUGGUGUGCAUCGUGGAGGCCAUGAAGCUCAUGAACGAAAUCGAGGCGGACCAGUCAGGCACGGUGGUGGCCAUCAUCGCAGAGGACGGCAAACCAGUGUCUGUUGGCGCGGUAAGUCCCCGCCCCGCUCACACACCCAUUGUGUUGUGA
This is a messenger RNA of Closterium sp. NIES-65, 537 nucleotides long. The record is from the annotation of a GenBank genome assembly. NCBI's taxonomy places the organism in Eukaryota, Viridiplantae, Streptophyta, Zygnematophyceae, Desmidiales, Closteriaceae.